Funneliformis geosporum is the source of this 1432-nucleotide messenger RNA. The record is from the annotation of a GenBank genome assembly. Lineage: Eukaryota; Fungi; Glomeromycota; Glomeromycetes; Glomerales; Glomeraceae.
AUGACGACUUCAGUAAAGGAUAGACCAGACUUAACGUUUGAUAACCAGCAAGGCGAACAAGGAUUUUGUGCCUUUAUUAGAGGGCUUCCGCAGAAAUCGAAUAACACUAUACGAUUAUUUGAGAGAAGUAAUGGGGAUUAUUAUAGUAUCCAUGGAGAUGAUGCUUUAUUUAUCGCGCAAGAUUUUUAUAAAACUUCCUCUGUGAUUAAGUACUUGGGCGGUGAUAUGAAUAAGGGAAUCCCUAGUUGCACGUUAUCACGUUUGGCAUGCGACACAUUUUUACGUGAUGCUUUAUUAAAUAAACAAAUGAGAAUUGAGAUUUGGGUUCAAGGAUCAAAGGGUCAAUGGAAAUUAGUCAAGAAUGCUUCUCCAGGAAAUAUUCAGGCAUUUGAAGAUCAUUUAUUCUCUGAUGUUGAAAUUUCGGCCUCCCCUAUAGUAUUAUCAGUUAAAUUAGGAAUGCAAAAAGAACAAAAAAUUGUAGGUGUUUCCUUUGCCGACACAACAAUUAGAGAAUUAGGUGUGUCAGAAUUUAUUGACAAUGAAUCGUUUUCGAAUUUUGAGUCUUUACUUAUUCAACUUGGAGUUAAAGAAUGUGUGAUUCCCUUAGACGAAAAAGAUUAUGAUUUAUUAAAAUUAAGGGAUAUCAUUGAAAGAUGUGAUAUUGUUAUCACUGAACGCAAGAAAAGUGAAUUUACAACCAAGGAUAUUGAACAAGACCUUAAUCGCUUGCUUGGUGAUGAUAUAUCUGUGAUGUCUCUUCCCGAAUUUGAGAUGAAGCAUGCUAUGGCUUCCUGCGAAAGUCUUAUUAAAUAUCUAUCGCUUAUGACCGAUGAAAAUAAUUUUGGUCAUUACAUUUUGAGACAUCAUGAUUUGUCACAAUAUAUGAAAUUAGAUACUUCAGCGUUAAAAGCAUUGAAUUUGAUGCCGAAUACGCAAGAAGUAUCAAAUAAGAAUACGAGCUUAUUUGGUCUUUUGAAUAAAUGCAAGACUGCUCAGGGUUCUAGACUGUUGCGUCAGUGGUUGAAACAACCAUUAAUGAAUAUGAAAGAGAUAGAACUAAGACAAUCAUUAGUAGAAAUCUUGGUGGAGGAUACGGAGCUUAGACUAUCUAUACGGGAAGAACAUUUGAAGAACGUUCCUGACCUUCAUCGUUUGGCAAAACGAUUCCAAAAGAGAAUAGCCUCGUUACAAGAUGUUAUACGCGUCUAUCAAGUAGUAUUAAAGCUUCCCAAGUUGAUUGAAGCUUUAGAAUUGUUUGAUUCUAUGAAUGACUCCAACAAAGAACUUAUUGAUGAAAUAUAUAAUAUAAAACUCAAAGAGCAUUACAGUGAACUUGAAAAGUAUCAAGAGAUGGUUGAAACUACAAUUGAUUUGGAAGCCGCCGAUCAUCAUCACUUUAUGAUUAAGGCUGAUUUCAAUUCGGAGUUAAAAG